Molecule: messenger RNA, 1326 nt
Organism: Guyanagaster necrorhizus
Lineage: Eukaryota; Fungi; Basidiomycota; Agaricomycetes; Agaricales; Physalacriaceae
Exons: 3
Coding region: 233-907 (224 amino acids)
Source: RefSeq, a predicted model, not a curated record
CGACAAUACCAAUGAGGUGUACAAGUGGCUGAAGAAUGAAAAGGCUGGUCUUUUGGGGCUUACCAGGAUCAAGUGGAACUUUGAAAAAUUCCUCGUCAACAAGGAGGGCAAGGUCGUACAUCGGUGGGCGUCGACGACGACUCCGGAGAGUAUUGAUGCUGAGAUUGCCAAGAUCUUGUAGAGGAAAGUUGUAAAUGUAAUAUGACAUCACUAUUCCACAUCGUUCUCCUACAUGCCUGCACAUUCCAGCGAAACCUCGUCCAUCUACUUUGACGCACCGCUCACCCCCAUGUCCACCCCGCCUCAAAUUCUCGACAAGCCACUCACAGUCGACCCUACCGUAUACAACGGCCGCGAUGCUGAGGUUCCAGACAAGGGUCACAAGGCGAUUCAUCCGAACGGUUCAGAAGGUUGGCUUCCAGCCGCAGAUUUACUCGAACAAUCCGUCUCGCCUACUCAUACCGGUCCCAUCUUGCGCAAAGCAGAGAAUGCACCUUCCAUCCACUCUUCCACGUCGUUCAUUCCCAAGGACUCGCUAAAUCGGGGAGCUUCAAUAUAUCGCUCUGCCUCAGUCUCCAAGCGGAGCGUGUUCACCAACCCCGAUGGAAAUCCUAUAGUCGGUUCUACCUUUAUUGGCGGUGCCGCAACAACUGGCCCAAAUGCCAAAGCCGAAGCAGACGAAAGCCUCCACAACAGAGCGGCCUCCGCCGACGCAUCGUUGUCUGCAAAGCAGUUGUUCAAAAUCCAGAAGACAGAAGCAAAAGACAACAAACGUCUCUCCAAGGUCAUCAAAACCGAAGGCAAGGUCGAAAAGCAAGCUUUGGCAGUGGCUAUUCAAGAGUUGUCCGAGCUCCAGAACUUACAGAAAGCAGCCAUAAAGGUAGUAUCGCGCACUAUGCUCUAUUGACGAUAACUCAUUCUUCCGUCGACAGCGCGAGUCACAAGCCCACACUGCCCAUGCUCGAGCCCUUGCCACUCUCCAGAAGAACGAAGCCACCUUCCUUGCGGCGCGCACCAAGUACGAGACGGCGCAGGCCCAGCUCCAGGCAGAGGCGGAGACUCUUAACAUCAGCAGAAACAACGCUCGUGAAGCUACUGAGCGCAUGCAAGCAAAGUCACGGGAGAUCGAUGGCUUGAGGACCAUGUUUGGCGUAGACGAGAGAGAACGCGAGGUGAAGCAUGUUGAAUUAACUCCGAAGAAGUCAAAGCAUGCUUGGAAAUGGUGAGAUAAGUAUUGUACUGCCUUUCUCCCGCAUUGUCCGUAUCGAACAUUUUUCGGAUUUUUGGAUUUAAAGCCAAUACACAUCGGUUUGUAAGUGCUGAAUU